Gordionus sp. m RMFG-2023 is the source of this 1248-nucleotide messenger RNA. RefSeq lists its product as uncharacterized. The record is from RefSeq and is a predicted model, not a curated record. Bases 1 to 1248 code for a protein of 415 amino acids. Gene Ontology annotation, molecular function: protein dimerization activity. The transcript is spliced from 6 exons. Lineage: Eukaryota; Metazoa; Nematomorpha; Gordioida; Chordodea; Parachordodidae.
AUGGCUAACUCAAUAUUUUAUCCAGAAAAAUAUUAUAUAGAGCCUAUAACUAGCCAAGAUGCUAGUAUAAGUGACUUAUCACAGAUUUCUGAUAUAUCUACAUCAAACCUUAAACAGAGCCUGACAACUGACUUAUGUACAGGAAUAAAUUCCUUCUCAUAUUUAUCAAUAACAAUACAUUAUAUUGAUAAUGAUUGGAAAUUUGUGAAUCUCAUACUUGAUUUCAUUGAAUUACCUCACCCACAUACGGGGGCAGGAAUAUCAGAAUCUAUCCAAGCUUCUCUCGAAUCUUUCAAAAUUCAUGAUAAAGUUAUGGCGGUUACUCAUGAUAAUUCUAAAAACAUGAUAGCAGCAUUGCGCAUAUUGAGUCAAACUUACACAGAAUUAUAUGGUUUAUCUUUGUAUAACCAUAGGUGUCUUGCUCACAUAAUAAAUAUUAUUGUUGAUGAGGGAAUGAUUGUUUUGAAUGAUAAAUUACAAAAAAUAAAUAAAUUUGUCAAGAAAUUGCACACAUCACCAAAAUACAUGAAAGAAUUUUUAGACAUAACUGGCGGUAUACGCAUACCACUUGAUGUCGUGACUAGAUGGAAUUCUAAAUUUUUGAUGAUAUCCUCUAUUAACAAAAAUUUAGAUGCAGUCAAUAAAUUGGGGAAAAAAGGGAGCCACCAAGAUGGCCAAUUAUUUAUAAAUAAUGAAGAAUCAAUUUUUUUUAAAGAUGUAGAGGAUUUUUUAAAACACUUUUACAAGAUUACUUUAGAAGCUUCGUCAGCUACAAAUACAACCAUUGGCUCAUCUGUAUUAUUCAUAAACUGCAUUGAAAAUAUUUUAAAUCAUUAUAUUACUGGUGAUACCGUAUUGAAAAAUACAGCGGAGUCAUCAGCCUCUGAAAAUGAUAUAUUGGAUAUUGAGGCAUUACCAUUUUCUGUAAGCAUGCAUAACAGUCUAAGAAAGGGUGCGUUACAAUUAAAUUAUCCAUUGAAGGACGAAAUAUCGCUUUAUUUAAAAGAAGAUGUAGCAAGUCUAACAACAAAUGUAUUAGAAUGGUGGUCGAAUAAUAACAAUUCAUAUCCUAAUUUAUCUUUAAUGGCUAAAGAUUUCUUAGCUCAACAAACUACGAGUGUUGCUAGCGAAAGAAUCUAUAGCAAGGCAGUGGAACGUAUAACCAAAAAGAGAAAUAAAAUGUCGUCCACAAUACCUUUUCCUAAACUGAGAUUUUAUAUAAAUAAAUUUAUAUUUAAAGAGAAAUGA